This is a messenger RNA of Plectropomus leopardus (leopard coralgrouper), 801 nucleotides long. It is a transcript of the gene ccdc152, whose product is annotated as coiled-coil domain containing 152. The record is from RefSeq and is a predicted model, not a curated record. NCBI's taxonomy places the organism in Eukaryota, Metazoa, Chordata, Actinopteri, Perciformes, Serranidae.
AUGAUAAAGUUAAACUGUGUUAAUCUCGACAGGUUCACGAGGGAGUUUACUCAACUAGAACAGAAAAUUACAGAGAUUAUUGGCAAAAACAACGUGCUGGAAAUAAUGCUGGAGGAUGCCAAUAGACUCUUGAAAUUCUCUCUGACCAAGGAGAAAAGUCUCAUUGAGGAGAGAGACAGCCUUCUCAUCACAGUGAACAGACUGCAGCAGACUCUGCAGGAGCAGUGCAACCUCAGAGUGGAGAAUGAGAGACUGAAGAAUGGCAUGGUGGACCUGAGACAACAGAAUGAGAGAGCAGCAGAGGAUGGAGCGGCUGAGCUUCAGCGGCUCGUCAGUGAAAUGAGAGCAGAAGGAGAUAGACACAAGAGGGAGCUAGAGACUGUCAGGCAGCAGUGCAGGAGAGAGGUGGAGGACGCCCACAGGGAGAGUUUCCAGCAGUUGGAAGCUAAAGAUGCUGAAGUGAAGACCCUGCUGGAGAAAAAGGAUCAGGAUCUAGAGGAGCUGAAGACGAGGUUGAAGGACCAGGAGAGAGAGAGGCAGAGCGAGCUCCUCAAGUUACAGAUGGAGUUUGGUGCAAAGUUAGCCAGAGUUCAGAGUACAGCAGCUCAGUGGAGCCAACAGCAGCAGCAACAACACAGCUCCAACCUCCUUCCACAGAGCGUCUUCAAGAGGAAGCUGCAGUUCUUCCAGGAGGAGAAGAACAAGGAGAUUGUGGCUCUGCGUCAGAGAAUCAAAGAGCUGGAAGAGAACCAGCGCGUCGGCGGCCUCAGUGACAGCCGUCUGAAGAGGAGGAAGAUCUAG